This is a messenger RNA of Phaethon lepturus (White-tailed tropicbird), 4470 nucleotides long. It is a transcript of the gene IGF1R, whose product is annotated as insulin-like growth factor 1 receptor. The transcript is spliced from 20 exons. Gene Ontology annotation, molecular function: insulin receptor substrate binding; phosphatidylinositol 3-kinase binding; insulin receptor activity. Gene Ontology annotation, biological process: glucose homeostasis; insulin-like growth factor receptor signaling pathway; positive regulation of MAPK cascade. NCBI's taxonomy places the organism in Eukaryota, Metazoa, Chordata, Aves, Phaethontiformes, Phaethontidae. Gene Ontology annotation, cellular component: axon; membrane; insulin receptor complex. The record is from RefSeq and is a predicted model, not a curated record. The annotation marks the transcript as partial.
UUUGUGGGCCAAAUGUUGACAUUCGCAAUGAUAUCCAUGAGCUGAAACGCCUGGAGAACUGUACGGUAAUUGAGGGUUUCCUUCAAAUUCUGCUCAUCUCUAAAGCAGAGGAUUACCGCAACUUCCGCUUCCCAAAGCUCACUGUCAUAACUGACUAUUUGCUGCUGUUCCGUGUGGCAGGCUUGGAAAGCCUCAGUGAUCUCUUCCCCAACCUCACGGUCAUUCGUGGGAGGAACCUCUUCUACAACUAUGCCUUGGUUAUCUUUGAAAUGACAAAUCUUAAAGAGAUUGGGCUUCACAACUUGAGGAACAUAACCCGCGGGGCCAUACGGAUUGAGAAGAACUCUGACCUGUGUUACCUCUCCACGGUGGACUGGUCUCUCAUCUUAGAUGCAGUGUCCAACAACUACAUCGUUGGGAAUAAACCUCCAAAGGAAUGUGGGGACUUGUGUCCAGGAACAAUGGAAGAGAAGCCAUUGUGUGAGAAGACGUCUAUAAACAAUGAGUACAACUACCGCUGCUGGACCACCAACCACUGCCAGAAAAUGUGCCCCAGCUCGUGUGGCAAGCGAGCCUGUACAGACCAAAAUGAGUGUUGCCAUCCUGAAUGCUUGGGUAGCUGUACAGCACCUGACAACAACACCGCUUGCGUGGCCUGCCGCAAUUACUACUACGAAGGAGUCUGCAUGCCCACCUGCCCUCCCAACACCUACAAGUUCGAGGGCUGGCGCUGCGUGACUAAAGAGUUUUGCUCCAAAGUCCCUGCCACCGAAACAAGUGAAUAUGAGAGGUUUGUGAUUCACAACGAUGAGUGCAUGGCAGAAUGCCCCUCUGGAUUCAUACGCAACGGGAGCCAAAGCAUGUUCUGCAGUCCUUGUGAGGGGCCUUGCCCCAAAAUUUGUGAGGAUGGGAAAACAAAGACCAUUGACUCUGUCACGUCAGCACAAAUGUUGCAGGGAUGCACAAUUCUCAAGGGAAAUCUGCUGAUUAACAUCCGUCGUGGAAAUAACAUCGCCUCAGAACUGGAGAAUUUUAUGGGUCUGAUUGAAACAGUAACAGGGUAUGUGAAGAUUCGUCAUUCCCAUGCAUUAGUCUCCCUGUCUUUCUUGAAGAACCUGCGGUAUAUUCUGGGAGAGGAACAGGUGGAUGGGAAUUAUUCCUUCUAUGUUCUUGACAACCACAAUCUUCAGCAGCUAUGGGACUGGAACCAUCACAACUUGACAAUCAAGGAGGGGAAAAUGUACUUUGCCUUUAAUCCUAAACUGUGUGUUUCUGAGAUUUACCGUAUGGAGGAAGUUUCAGGAACCAAGGGACGACAGAGCAAAGGAGACAUAAAUCCAAGGAACAAUGGGGAGAGAGCCUCUUGUGAAAGCCACAUUUUGCAUUUUGUUUCCAACACUACGCUCAAGAAUCGGAUUAAACUAACAUGGGAACGGUAUCGCCCUCCAGAUUAUAGAGAUCUCAUUAGCUUCACUGUUUACUACAAAGAAGCACCAUUCAAAAACGUGACAGAGUAUGAUGGGCAAGAUGCGUGUGGCUCCAAUAGCUGGAACAUGGUCGAUGUUGACCUGCCACCCAACAAAGAGAACAAUCCUGGAAUUCUACUGCAGGGAUUGAAACCUUGGACUCAAUAUGCCAUUUAUGUCAAGGCUGUUACCCUCACAAUGAUGGAAAAUCAUCAUAUUCAUGGAGCAAAAAGUGAAAUCGUAUAUAUACGAACCAACGCUGCAGUGCCAUCCAUUCCCUUGGAUGUUAUUUCAGCAUCCAACUCCUCAUCCCAACUGAUUGUGAAAUGGAAUCCUCCCUCUCUUCCCAAUGGCAACCUCUCAUACUAUAUCGUACGAUGGCAGCAGCAACCUCAGGACAGUUACCUUUACAGACACAAUUACUGCUCCAAAGAUAAAGUCCCAAUUCGAAGAUAUGCUGAUGGGACCAUUGAUACAGAAGAAGCUACUGAACCCACCAAGCCAGAGGGCUGUGGGGGAGAAAAAGGACCUUGUUGUGCUUGUCCCAAGACAGAGGCAGAAAAGCAAGCUGAGAAGGAGGAAGCAGAGUACCGGAAAGUCUUCGAGAACUUCCUUCACAACUCCAUCUUUGUCCCCAGACCUGAUCGGAAGCGGAGGGAUGUGUUCCGAAUAGCAAAUGCCACUUUGGCCACUCGAAACAGAAAUGUGACUGGAACAGAUCACUUCACCAAUGUUUCUGAUGCAGAAGAGAGUGAGGUGGAAUACCCGUUCUUUGAGACCAAAGUGGAUGGCAAGGAGAGAACUGUGAUCUCCCAUCUCCAGCCUUUUACUCUUUACCGCAUCGAUAUUCACAGCUGCAAUCAUGAAGCUGACACCCUUGGUUGUAGUGCUUCCAACUUUGUCUUUGCAAGAACCAUGCCUUCAGAGGGAGCAGAUAACAUUCCAGGAACGGUAGCAUGGGAAGCAAAAGAAGAAAAUACUGUCUACCUGAAGUGGUUGGAGCCUGCAAAUCCAAAUGGGCUGAUACUAAUGUAUGAAAUCAAAUACGGGCAGCAUGGAGAGGAGAAGCGGGAAUGUGUUUCCAGACAGGAAUACAAGAAGCUUGGAGGAGCUAAACUAACUCAUCUGAACCCCGGAAACUAUUCUGCUAGAGUUCAGGCCACUUCGUUAGCUGGAAACGGGUCAUGGACUGAGCCAGUCUCUUUCUAUGUACAACCCAAAUCAGCAAACUAUGGAAACUUCCUGCACUUGAUAAUUGUGCUUCCUAUUGCUUUCCUGCUCAUCGUUGGGGGAUUACUGAUAAUGCUGUACGUCUUUAACAAAAAGAGGAACAGUGACAGACUGGGCAAUGGAGUGCUUUAUGCUUCUGUGAACCCCGAGUACUUCAGUGCUUCAGAUGUGUAUGUUCCAGAUGAAUGGGAGGUGCCUCGUGAGAAGAUCACCAUGUGUCGAGAGCUUGGGCAAGGCUCUUUUGGAAUGGUCUAUGAGGGAAUAGCCAAGGGAGUGGUGAAGGAUGAGCCGGAGACCAGGGUGGCCAUCAAGACUGUGAAUGAGUCUGCAAGCAUGCGUGAGAGGAUAGAGUUCUUAAAUGAGGCGUCGGUGAUGAAGGAGUUCAAUUGUCACCAUGUGGUUCGUCUGCUUGGUGUUGUUUCUCAGGGCCAGCCUACGCUGGUUAUCAUGGAGCUGAUGACACGUGGAGACCUCAAAAGUUACCUGAGAUCACUGAGGCCAGACACAGAGAAUAAUCCUGGCCAGGCACCUCCAACUCUGAAGAAGAUGAUUCAGAUGGCGGGAGAGAUUGCUGAUGGGAUGGCGUACCUCAACGCCAACAAAUUUGUUCACAGAGAUCUUGCUGCAAGAAACUGCAUGGUGGCAGAAGACUUCACAGUGAAAAUUGGAGAUUUUGGCAUGACAAGAGAUAUCUACGAGACAGAUUAUUAUCGUAAAGGAGGGAAAGGUUUGCUGCCUGUCCGCUGGAUGUCCCCAGAAUCACUGAAAGAUGGAGUCUUCACAACACACUCCGAUGUCUGGUCUUUCGGUGUUGUACUUUGGGAGAUUGCAACAUUAGCGGAGCAGCCGUACCAAGGCAUGACCAAUGAACAAGUGCUCCGCUUUGUGAUGGAAGGAGGUCUGCUGGAAAAACCAGACAACUGUCCUGAUAUGCUGUUUGAAUUGAUGCGCAUGUGCUGGCAGUACAAUCCGAAAAUGAGGCCCUCCUUCCUGGAAAUAAUCGGUAGCAUUAAAGACGAGCUGGAUCCAGCAUUCAAAGAGGUCUCCUUCUUCUACAGUGAAGAGAACAAGCCUCCGGAUACAGAGGAGCUUGACCUGGAGACUGAAAACAUGGAGAGCAUUCCUUUAGAUCCCUCUUCCACCCUCCAACCCACUGACAAGCACUCAGGACACAAAGCCGAGAACGGCCCAGGCGUGGUGGUCCUUCGGGCCAGCUUCGAGGAGAGACAGCCGUACGCACACAUGAACGGGGGACGCAAGAACGAGAGGGCCUUACCGUUGCCCCAGUCUUCGGCCUGCUGAUCCUUAGAACCAGAAUCUCACAGAAAUAACACACAGAAAAACACACGCAUUGGGGGAAGAAAGAAAGAAAAUUACAAUAUAUUCAAAAGCCUACUGUACCUCAGUGGAUCUUCAGAACUGCCAUAGCUGCACUUGGGAGAACCCUUUUUUCAGUAAACAAGUUACCGUAUUUUUCUUUUUUCAAUAUGCAAGCAGAUGUUUGUUUCAGUAACGGACUCCGUUCAUGGGGCGCACAGUUGGCCUUUUAAAACUCUAAUGUUAACACUUAAUAGCAACAGAAAACUUGGGAUCUGAUGUCUCUCUCUCCUCUCUCUCUCUUUCUCUUUCUUUCUCUCUCUCUCUUUGCUUCAUAAUGGGAAACAUAUCUGCGUGCAAGUUCAACCGUACAGCACUUUUAUCAGAUCAAAGAUAUCGCAGGCCAGGUGGCUCCCCGGUACCCUGCAAGCACCUGCCUAACACUGUAGGUCUUUAU